AACAGAUAAAAUGGUGAAGAUAAGAAGAAAAUGAAUAGAAGUGGAUAUUUGCAUACGUAUGAAUAUAAUGCAUAAAAGAAACAGCAAAAAUGAAAAUUCCGUACACUAUACCGAAAUAUGUAUUUGAAACAUAUCGAUGUUCAGAUGAAACGACACAAUUACCGACCGAGACUGAACGAACAAUUCGGUCGGAAGAUGUUUACUGGGACGUGGACAGAGUUCCGAGCUUAAAGACCCUUGCUCUUCGUGUUAUAGCCUCUGAAUGGAAAAGAAAUCCAAUAUUGGAAGAAUUACCGACAUGCGAGGACAGAAAUGAACUAAUAGAAAUUUUGUCUACCGAUUUGCCAUUUGAAUUGACCAUAAAGAAAAUUGAGGACGAUUAUUAUUGGGAACGUUGCUCGAAAGCUAGAUGGGAACACAACGAUUUAUCUAUACAUGGUAAUUCUUGGCGACGACGUUAUUGCGAGGGUACUUUAAGCGAAUAUUUGGAGAAACUCGAUCCAACUUUUUUCGAAGCGCAAAAGGAAGAAUGCGAAAAAAUGAUCGACCUAGUGCAUAAAUAUGUGUACACCAUACAGAUACGUUCUCUCAUACCUACAAGGAAAACAAGGAUAUCUCUAGACGAGGAAGAUCCUUGUGAAAAAGAUAGAGAAUAUCCCAUUAACCACAUCCCAUUAGACAUUAUUCUACCACAUUUUCCUAAUCUUACGGAAAUUCGCAUUAAUUUUGGACAGAUUUAUAUGAACGAUGGUUUCGAAUGGAAAGACUUUGACAUUUCCAUUGAAGAUUGUUUGGGUCUUGGUCGUGGGAUUAAAGCUUGUGAGAAAUUGAAGAAGUUUAGUUUAACUAGGAGCAAUGUGGACCAAUUACGUAUUGCAGCUCUUCUUCAGGGAAUGGUGGACAAUUAUAAUAUAGAAGAAUUAAAUUUCUCUCAUUGCAAACUGGGAAACGUAGGGGCUCAGGCAAUUGGUGAAUUCCUAUUGUUGCACAAGAAGUUGAAGAUAUUGCAUUUGGAGAACAAUAACAUUGGACCGGAAGGAGUUGCUGGCAUAAUUUAUGGGCUGCUACAGUUGGAGAACGCGAUAAUGUUUAAAGUUCUGAAUCUAGGGAUGAACCCUUUGUUAGACAACGGGAUGUUUCACAUAUGUGCCUUUCUGUUAAGAAACGAAAGUUUGGAAGUUCUCAAUCUGAGUGCUUGCAAAAUAGAAGCUGCAGGAGGUAUGGCAUUGGCCGAUAUAUUGACUUCCGGUUCCAUCAAUUUCGAAAAUUUAAGUAUCGAUGUGUCGAACAACGAUUUUAAUGAAAAAAUUGGAGAGACAAUUGACUUAGCACUGAAGGAAAUUCCAUUUAUAGUGGAAUUCAAAGCUCGAAUGUGUAAUUUCUCGAAAAAAUCAGAAAAUUCUAUCUACGAGAGUGUAAUGAGAAAUAAACUAAAGAAAUUGAAAGAGAAUACGAAACAGAUGCUUGAAGAAUCACAAAGAAUUUCCAGCGAUUUGUCUAUCUUUAAACAAAUAUUCAACGAUGAUAUAUUCCAUAUAUAAGCUCAAAAAAUAAGAAAAAUUGGUAAUAAAA
Messenger RNA from Apis mellifera (honey bee), 1572 nucleotides. RefSeq names its product dynein regulatory complex subunit 5. Bases 90 to 1541 code for a protein of 483 amino acids. The record is from RefSeq and is a predicted model, not a curated record. NCBI's taxonomy places the organism in Eukaryota, Metazoa, Arthropoda, Insecta, Hymenoptera, Apidae. The transcript has 9 exons. Gene Ontology annotation, molecular function: protein binding.